Molecule: messenger RNA, 1221 nt
Organism: Monosiga brevicollis MX1
Lineage: Eukaryota; Choanoflagellata; Craspedida; Salpingoecidae
Exons: 4
Coding region: 1-999 (332 amino acids)
Molecular function (GO): GTPase activity
Source: RefSeq, a predicted model, not a curated record
AUGGCUGGCUCUGGCAAGACGUCCUUUGUGCAACGCAUUCAUGCGCACCUGCACCAGAAGGAGCGACCCACGUACCUCGUCAACCUCGACCCAGCCGUCUACCAGGUUCCUUUCGAUCCCAACAUUGAUAUCCGUGACACUGUCAACUACAAAGAGGUGAUGAAGCAGUAUGGUCUUGGGCCCAACGGCGGCAUUGUGACCAGCCUCAACCUGUUUGCCACAAAGUUUGAUCAGGUGAUGGCGUUGUUGGAGCAACGCUCUCAAACACACGACUACAUGAUUAUGGACACGCCAGGCCAAAUUGAGGUCUUCACCUGGUCUGCCUCGGGCCAAAUCAUCACCGAGACCUUGGCCUCAACCUUUCCCACCGUUGUCGCCUACGUCGUGGAUACAGCACGAUGCGUCAGCCCCGUCACGUUCAUGUCCAACAUGCUCUACGCCUGCAGCAUCUGCUACAAGACCCGCCUUCCCUUUGUCCUGGUGUUCAACAAGAGUGAUCUCGUCGACGCCCAAUUUGCCUUGGACUGGCUCAAGGACUACGAGUCUUUCAACGAAGCCAUCGCCUCAGAAACCACAUACAUUGCCACCCUGGCUCGCUCCAUGGGUCUUGUCCUCGAAGAGUUUUACACCCAACUCCGCGCCGUCGCUGUGUCCGCCUUUACUGGGGCUGGCAUGGACGACUUUUUUGAAGCCGUUGAUGCCGCUGUGGUCGAGUACAAUGAGGAAUACAAGACCAUGCUGCAAACACUGCGUCAAAAGCGGGUUGAAGCUGAAACAAGUGAGCGUCAAGCUCAGCUGCGCCGCCUCGCCGAGGACAUGCAAUCUGGUGGCCACACCAUCCUCAACGCCCGGCCUCCGUUGGAUCCCUCUGAAGAUUCCCGCCUCGAGGAGGAAUCGGGCCGCAUCAUGGCCUCGUUCCUGCGCUCUCAGCAGUUGCCCCAUGACGAUUUGGACGACGACGAGGAGGACGACGACGAUCGUCACCACCGCCACAGAUAAGAGCCGAAGUACCGAUGUCUUGCGUGGUUGUCAUCACCAGCGGCACCACAGGUGCUUUUUGAGGGAAUGGUGAUGUAAAACAAUGUUGGAGCAAGGGCCUGCGGCCCGCAAAUAGACAGUGAAUUGCGCCUCGGUACCUGCCGUCCAGGGCUGCACUGCGGCACAAAAGUCUGCCUUUUGGCCACACUGACUCGCCACUAGCACCAAUUGACGUAGUGUGUC